CCGCCAGUGUAUGAGUGUGCGCGCGCAUCGGCCGUCGUCGGAACACCAAUAUUCGGUUGAUAUUACUAUUAUUGUUAUUGUAUACUUGUUUUUGUUUACACGUUUUGCGGCUAAGUUACUCGUUUCGGUGCCGCGAUAUAUUUUUUUUUGAUUUUCUAAAUUUUUUUCGACAUACUCUCUUAACCCGUUUCCCCGUUUCGGAUAUUGCCGUGAGCCGGACGACGGCCGCAAGUACGACCGUGGCCGCCAGUUUGUUGGAAAUGAUUUUUGUAGUCUAGCCGAUUUUUGAAAAAACGUCCAUCACGUUUGCCUCGACCGCUAAGAAAAAAACCUGUGAUCCGAAAAAUAUUAUCAACAGUUAUAUUGAAUUUCUCUCGUCGGUGUAAAGUGCGUCCUAAAGUGUCGUUGUUAAUGCGGACCGGUACGGCAGCCCGGUACCGCUUGGAAAAUAUUUUUUCACGGGCCAUAAAAUUGGUGCCUUAAAAACGAAAAUACAAAUUUAUCCGUGAAAAUCCCAUGGGAGUGUUUUAAUAAAACGGAUUUUCUUGUGUUGUGAACCCGGUCGAUUGUCAAGAAGAAGUCGCUCCGAUGUGCCUCUUCUAUGGCGACUACCCCGUUCGUACACAUAUUCUUGCUAUGGCUGCACAUGUUCACUGUCGGCAAUGCUGGGCGAACGGAUACUGUCGCAAUCGAACCCGUGUCAUCGUGGAUCGUAGAACCGCCGGACUUAGCUGUUGCAGUCCGUGGUGUACCCUAUGAGCUGCGGUGCCAUUCGUCCUUACCGAAUGUCACCUACCAGUGGAUGCACAACAACCGCACAUUGUAUCUAGUCAACGACCCGCGCCGUCAGAUUUUGCCCAACGGUUCUCUGUAUUUCAAAAGCGUGGUAAACAAAAAAUCCGGCGACGCAGGAUCCUAUAGAUGUAUAGUACAAACGCCCAACGGCGCUGUUACCUCAAAAACUGUGACAUUGCGAACUGCAGUUAUUCACGAUUUUAGUUUGUCACCAUCUAACGUAACGGUUAGUUCAGAAGCUAGUCGGGCUGCACUUCGGUUUUCUUGCUCUGUCCAUUCUGUACCCGAAGCGAAAAUUAUUUGGUUAAAAAAUGGGGUUGCAGUGUCUGAAGACGAUAAAAGGUUUAUAACUACGAUUCCCGGUGUACUGUAUAUAAAAAAGGUUGUCGAUAGCGAUGAUGGAGAAUACAAAUGUGUUGCAAAAAAUCAAUUGUUAAACAAAACAAAAGUAAGCGCCCCCGGUUACCUUAACAUUGAAAAGAUGAAACCAGGGUCUUCAGAUUCUCAAUCGAGUAUACAGCCAUUGGCGUUUAUAUCGCCUUCGAUAAAACCGGUCAUUCAGUUUGUGACUAUGGGCGAUAAUGUAUCAUUUGAAUGCGCUGCCACGGGCGUGUCAUCUCCUUUGCUCAACUGGUCGUUUACAUCUUCGACAGGCAACAAAAACAGAGUUAUCCUUAAAGAAGACGAAGCCGUUAGUAUUUUGAGUUUGACCAAUGUCAGCGUCAAAGAUUCUGGCACUUACACGUGUCACGCGUUUCAGACUAUGACAGGGUGGCCGGACUUCCCACAUGCUCAAGUUUUCCGAUUGGAAGUUAUGACGCCUCCUACUAUUGUCACUAAGCCAGAAACUCAAACCGUGCCCAUAGCCAAUACGAUUCGCUUUAGAUGCAGCGCCGAAGGAAAUCCAACGCCUAACAUAACGUGGUAUCACAAUGGCCAACUUUUAAAACCGCACGGUCGAAUCAAGCUCAAAGAUAAAUAUUUAUUAGUAAGUAAUACGGUAUCAAACGAUUCGGGUGUCUACCAGUGUUUCGUGUCAAACCAGUACGGGACGACUUGGGCUGGCGCGGUAUUUUCCAUUAGUUCGUCACCAUUCGAACCGGCACCGCCGAUAAACAUAAGUUGUCGCACGUUGUCGUCGACCGAAAUCCAGGUGUCUUGGCGAAAGUCGCCCACCGACAUAACCAACGAUCCACCAAUCAUAAUUCGAGAUGAAUCUUUCCAACUUACGCCUUCUCAUGUUGGAGCUCCGUCAUCCGCCGCAGCGUCUAUCGACACCACCAGCAGAGUCGUCAGAGCGUACACGAUACAUUACAUGCCAACUGACGGCGGAGAAGAAGCGCAAGCAGUGAGCGUAAACCAUUCUAUAGUUGUGGAAAAAUUGAAACCGUACAAAAAUUACACUUUUUACGUACGGGUGUACAAUGGUAAAUCUGGUUCUGAUCAAUCUGAAAAAGUAACGUGCAAAACUCAGGACGGAGUUCCACAAACGGUACCAGAGUUAGCCGUCACUACGCUUAGUCCAGUAUCGUUGCUCGUCGAAUGGUCUGCAAUUCAAAUAAACUUAUCUAAUGGAGUGGUCACUCAAUACCAAGUAAUGUGGCGCCGGUACCACGGUUCUUCUAAUUACAUACAAAUGUUACCCAAGAACGUUUUACAAUACACAAUAACAGGACUCAAAUCAGGAGCACAGUACGAGGUUCAAGUGUUAGGCGUCACGCAAAAUGGUUUACCUAAUUUUGAUUUUUCUUGGCAAUUUGUCGAACUACCCGAAAUUAAUCCUAUUCUACCUAUGCCCAUACUAACUUACGAAGUCGGUAAAACAAUAAAGCUUUCGUGGCAUACCAGCGAACCUUACAUAAAAUUUGACUCGUACAAGCUAAUGUAUCGACUUUCCAAUCAAACAAAUCAAUUUGUCAUGACGGUUAAAUCAUUCAGGCCGGACAUCAAUCAGCAUACAAUUCACUUCACGAAUUCCAUGGACGUUUACGAAGUAUUAUUGAAUUGUGUGUCCGAUAGUGGUGAAGGAGAGUCUGUCUCUACAACCAUAUCGGUGUUAUUGGAAAUACUAUCUCCGCCGACUCAAAUAGAAGCCAUUGCGACUUCCGUGUUCACUUUGAAUUUGUCUUGGGUUCCUCCCAGCACGGAUGAUCCAACAUCGCUGUUAUAUAUUAUCUCAUACAGCGGGUUGUCCAAUGCUUCGCAAAAUUCAACUACAGUCACAACUGAUCUUGGCGCAUCGUCUUUUGAAAUCACCGGUCUUAAACCUUACACUCUGUAUGAAAUCAAAAUUUCCACCCAAGACAAAAACAAUCGUAAAAGUGAAUAUAGUCAAAAAAUACAAAUACGAACACUCCAAGGAGUUCCCGGCAUCGUAGAACAAAUUGUAUCUCAAUGGAUAAACACCAGUACCGUUCGUAUCAGUUGGGUAGAACCUGUAAAACCCAACGGCAUAAUUAUGGGCUAUUACGUGUCUUAUACGUCUGAACUGAACAUACCGCUCACAUCUUGGCCACAGUUGAAUGUAUCGCGAAAUAAAUACUAUCUAGACCUGUGCGAUCUGAACAACGAUACAAGAUACUUCUUCAUGGUGCGUGCCGCUACCGACGCUGGUUUUGGACCGCAGAGCGGAAUAUUUUCUAUUGAGCCGCUGUCUGCCGUGAAAGAUUCAUCGAACAAGUCUGUCCAUCCGAACGAACAACCUGCAGUGUACAUGGAAGACGACCAGUUGCUGGGUAUAGUUAUCGGUUGCGUGAUCGGCGUUUGCUGUAUAUUGAUUUGUACUACGAGCAUAGUGCUUAAACGACAGUGCAUGAAAGCCGAACGAAUCCGAGUGGUGCAACAAAACGCGUUGGCCAACGACGUGGCUUCCUGUCCGCUGCACAUACAACCGAUCGCCGUUGAUAACGUACAACACGAGGAGAGCGUGCCCUUGAACGAUGUCCACUACAUCUCGAGGCACGGCGACAGCAGGAGUCGAUACCCGAACAACAUAUCCGGGAUGUCGUUGCCUCUCUUGGAACAAAGCAGCUUUGGGGAACACGACCUGUCGAACAUGCACAUAAUUGAAAAUCCCCAAUGUACGAUCGAUGUGGAAGGCUACGACGUGGACAGUUUGUUGAGCGAAUCAGCCGAAGGCGGUGCCGGUACCGAAGAAUCUGGUUGCAGCGACCAGUUGGCCAAAAGCCAAAAGGGCGGUGAUUCGAGUGUUAUCGACGAUGGGUUUCACGAACACCUCGAGCCAAAUAAAGUAACAGCUGUCAGGUGAUUGUAUCCAACAAGAACAACGUGUAUACUUUGUGCCAAAACGUGUGCUAUGUGGGCUCCUGAAAAGUUCACGAAGGUAUUUUUUUAUUUUUGUUCACGCUGAGAACAAAAAAAAAAUCACUUCGACAACCGUGCCUACGCUUUCGACUUCUCUAUGAAUCGGAUUAUGCAGGAAAUGUAGACGAAAACAUUGUACGUUGAUACGACGGAUAUCGGUUACCUUAAUCUGUUUUUCUUUUGUUAUUUUUUUUUUUAAAAAUUGACUGUUUGAAAUUAUUCUUGUUAACCAACCAUUCUUACUUUUUUCGUUUUGUUUUGUUUAUACAUAAUGGAUAUUUUAGUAUCUCGUAACAAAACAUAUUUUCAUUUUGUUUGUUGUUUAUUCCAAGCUCUUUAUUUUCAUAAGACCUAUAUAAGAACUUGUGUUCACACAUUUUCGUAUCAUUUAUGGACACGGAAAAUUGUGCAAAAUGUGUAUAAAAAUAACAAGCGAUCCUACACGAGUCUUUUUUUAAAAAUAGAUUCAAAAUCAUCUCGGUUCUCUAAAUCAUAUAUUAUAAUAACAAAGUGAGAUUUGUACAAGUGUUAGUUUGAUAUACAAUAUUGUUAAUUUAUUUUAUAAGCGUUUUCUUAAAUAUUAUUUAUUUAGAGGAUGUCACCUGACCUCAAAAAUAUAGUACAAAUAAAUAUAUAUAUAUAUUAUGUAACCUAAAUGUACAUUUUAUGAUAUAAUUAAGAACUCUACCAAGUAUUUUUUUUUUUAUUUAUUUAUUUACUUUUUUUUGGUGUGUAGCUUAUUAUUGCCAUUCAAAAUCGUUUGUUCCAAUUUCUUUAAAGUUUUAUUGUGGCGUCAUUUGCCGUAGAAUGUUGCUAAAUUAAACAAUACAAAUUUUUUUUAAUCAUACAUUUUGAUCGUACCACGUCUGCGUCGGGGUUUACUUUCAAAGUACAUCACAACUCAUAAAUAAGCAACUUGUUGUGUAUUAAUGGCAUCACAAACAAUAAAAAUAAAAAAAAACCUUAUUAAGUUAAUUUAGCACAUUCGGCUAAGGUGUUAAACAUUGUUGAUAAAUUAUAUUUAUUUGUUUUUCGAACGUACAACUUACAAUUUAUACAUAGUUCCUAUUAUCAAUUAACAUUUUUUUUUUUUUUAAAUAAAAGAAUUGCAACAGAACUUUUUCUUAUUGAGAUUUAACAAUGGAUCUCAAACGGCGGUAAGAAUCGAAACUGUUCUUUUGUAGUCUUAAACAUAUUAUAAUAAUAUACACAUAAGAGUCAAUUACAUUUUAUCGCUAUUGAUUACGCAUUAUUUAUUAAUAUUCUAAAUGGUAUAGACAUUUGUUCCCUUAAACACACAUUCCAAUUAUGUUUUUAUUAAUACAUUUUUUUUAAAUCGGUGUACUUAGUAGUAUGUUAUAUUUCUGUAUAUUAUUUAGUAUUUAUAAAUAUGUAUUAAUUACAUUUAUAAACGAGUACAAAGUAUUUUUUUCCUGUUAAGUUUUAUUUGCCACCACCAUUUAUUUGUAUCGAUACUUUUAUUUUAUACCAUUAAAUUAAAAAAUAAUCCACACUUUUUGGACUAUUAAUAACUAUGUUUAUAACUUAUACUCUGUUUGAACUAAGAAAACGGUCGUAAACAAACAACUUACUGAUGGCAUUCAAUUAGUGUAACAGUUUUUUUUUUUUUUUUAUUAUUAGUUUUGACGACACCUUUGUACCUGAUAGGAUUAAACAGCAUUUAAAAACAAAACACUUACUUGUAUAAAAAUCAGUCGGGGUCUCUGUUACGAAACACGGGGUAAACGCUAUUAUUGUUAAUUAUUAUUAACUUGUACUAUAUAGUAUAUGAAUACAAUAUGAAGGUUUAUAUGUGUAUUCUAAGAUUAUUUUGUUAAUGGUAAUUUUUAUUUAAGGAAGGAGAAACUAAAAUGUAAUUUUUCGCUGUAAUGUAAAAACUAUAUUUGCACUCGAUAUUUGUUUUCGAAUAAACUAAAUUUAAUGUUUUUGGUGUUCACUGUUGAUCAAUGUGUGUAAAAAUAUUAUUCAAAAGUAUAUGUAUAUUAUAUAUGUUUAUUUAUUUUUUAUUUUUGGUAUACAGUGUUUAAAACAGUAAUAACGCGUGUUAAAAUUAUUAUUCUAUUCGUGUUAUUGAUCAACUAUAAGGUUCGGUCGCGGUCAUUUUUUUUUUUUUU
Molecule: messenger RNA, 6254 nt
Organism: Adelges cooleyi (spruce gall adelgid)
Lineage: Eukaryota; Metazoa; Arthropoda; Insecta; Hemiptera; Adelgidae
Product: protogenin B-like
Exons: 18
Coding region: 602-4063 (1153 amino acids)
Biological process (GO): axon guidance; cell-cell adhesion
Cellular component (GO): axon; plasma membrane
Molecular function (GO): protein binding
Source: RefSeq, a predicted model, not a curated record